This is a messenger RNA of Colletotrichum spaethianum, 708 nucleotides long. Its product is annotated as H/ACA ribonucleoprotein complex subunit NHP2. Gene Ontology annotation, molecular function: box H/ACA snoRNA binding. NCBI's taxonomy places the organism in Eukaryota, Fungi, Ascomycota, Sordariomycetes, Glomerellales, Glomerellaceae. The coding region runs from base 1 to 708 and encodes 235 amino acids. Gene Ontology annotation, biological process: ribosome biogenesis; rRNA pseudouridine synthesis; snRNA pseudouridine synthesis. Gene Ontology annotation, cellular component: box H/ACA snoRNP complex; nucleolus. The transcript is spliced from 2 exons. The record is from RefSeq and is a predicted model, not a curated record.
AUGGCCGCCGAGAAGCCCGACAGGAAGGAGAAGAAGGACAAGAAGCGAUCCGUGUCUGACGGCGCCAUCAAGAAGGACAAGAAGGAUAAGAAGGAUAAGAAGGACAAGAAGGAGAAGCUCGAGCGCGCCCUCGAUGAGCACCUCCAGGCCGACGUCGCCGCCACCGCUGUCGCCAGCGGCGACAUCGCGUCCAAGUCCGCCGUCGAUGGCCUCCCCGUCGUUGGCGCCCUCGUGCCCUUCGCCGUGCCAUUGGCCGACGAGAAGGCCAUGAAGAAGGUCAUGAAGUCCAUCCGCAAGGCUGCCAAGAACAACACCCUCAAGCGUGGUGUCAAGGAGGUUGUCAAGACCCUCCGCAAGUCUCCCGCCGCCGGCCCCGGCAACACCGCCUUCCCCGGCGUCGUUAUCAUUGCCGGCGACAUCUCCCCCAUGGACGUCAUCUCCCACCUGCCCGUACUGUGCGAGGACCACAACGUCCCCUACAUCUUCGUCACCUCGCGCGCCGAGCUCGGCGCCGCCGCCAAGACGAAGCGCCCGACCUCCGUCGUCAUGGUCUCGGAGAAGCGCUCCGCCGCCGACGCCAAGAAGGCCGAGAAGAAGUCCGACUCCAAGGACGACGAGGAGGACGAUGGUGAGGACUACUCCGAGGUCUACGCCGCCCUCGUCAAGCUUGUGCAGAAGGAGACUGCUAAGCAGUCCUUCUGGGCAUAA